Jatropha curcas is the source of this 3671-nucleotide messenger RNA. RefSeq names its product Actin-binding FH2 (formin homology 2) family protein. Gene Ontology annotation, molecular function: actin filament binding. NCBI's taxonomy places the organism in Eukaryota, Viridiplantae, Streptophyta, Magnoliopsida, Malpighiales, Euphorbiaceae. The record is from RefSeq and is a predicted model, not a curated record. Gene Ontology annotation, biological process: actin cytoskeleton organization; actin nucleation.
AUAAGUUUCACAAAGGGUGAACAACAAAAAAACAAGAAUCAACGAGUCAGCUUUUCGCUAACAAAUAGCAUAAUAAGAAAGUAAGUUAUAAGACAGGGAAUCAAGUCAAAGAAAAUAAAAGACAGUGUCCUAAGGACAAAUUGUGAGGUACAUUAACAGUGAUUUGCAGGGAAUUUAUGGAGGUGAGAAGAGAUAAGAGUGUACAUGAAUAAUAGAGAAGUAAAGAAGGGCUACUUCAACUUCAACUGCCAUGGUCAGGGAUUCCUUGGAGUAGCAUUAAAGACUCUCAAAUACAUGUUCUCCCUUACACAUCACCUACAUCUCCCAAAAAAAUAAGACUCUCUAGGAAAAAAAAAAAAAAAAGAAAGGAGAAUGUGAACAAAAAUGAACCAGAUUUAUAAGCAGAAAGUUAUUUGAUUCUCUGAUGAUUUCUAAUUGAAGAACAUGGGCUCUUCUUCUUCUUCUCAGAUUCCCCACACGAUGAUUUUCUUCAUCAUUAUAACCAUUUUCUUGUUUUUAUCAUUACAAAGUACCCACAUUUUGGUUGCAGCAGAGUACUUUAAAGUUCACAGCCCAGAAAGGUUGGAUUUCAUUGAAGAUGGUCAAGACAACAAGCAUAUUCAAAAAGUUUCAGGAGAAGACGAAAAUGAAGAUAAAGAAACUUUAAUAUUACAAAAGUUUAGAGCUUUACUUGGACUAAGGCGCUCCCAAACAACAAACUCACCAGACGAGUUUCUGUCACCAGCAUCUUCUCCUUCAGUCACCAUAGAACUUGAGGCUCCAGCUCCUGCUCCUGCUCCUGCUUCAGUUUUACCAUUCCUUGCACAUUCUCAUUCUCCAUCACAUCACGCCAAUUCAAUCCCACCAGAACACAUGAUUCUAAAGAAGCACAAAGAUAAUGCCAGAUUUAGAAAAAUUCUUGCAGCAGUUCUUGUUUCAGCAGCUGCUGCUUCAAUUUUUUGUGCUCUUGGGCUCAUGUGGGCCUCUGGAAUAUUCAGAAAGAACAAAAGAAUAUCUGCAAAAAUGGUGUCGGUGUAUAGGAAGAAGAGAAGAACCAAAAGUAUAUCUAAGUAUUUAUGUUCCCAAAAGUCUGCGAGCAAGGUGAGCUUAAAUCAGGGUCUUGAUCUUUUGUAUCUUGAUUCACUAGAAAGGGAUUUAGAGCAACAUAAUACUUGUCUUAAACAAACUCCUGAAAUAUUGACUCCAUCACCAAAUCAUACCACAACAAAAUCUACAUUCCUUGGGAGGGAUGAAUCAAACCAAGAACUGAUAGUAAUAUCAGAAUUUGACAAUGUUAGUAGUUCUUCGACCAGAGAAAUUAAGUCUGUCCAUGACGAUUUAGAAUCUGCUAAAUAUGAAUCUGAUGGUGGAAACUCUUCUUCUGGGGAAAAAAUUAUUCCCAUGGAAGGUCAUUCGUCGGAUGAUGAAUCUUUUCAUUCUUUUGUUGAUUCGUAUUCAUCUAAUAUCCGGCUUUCCAAUGCUUCAGCUGGUAGUCUAACUGAUAUAUCAGAAAUUUCCCCUUCAUAUGUGCCAAAGUCGUUACCGUCUCCUCUGAUGACUUCUUUCUCAAAUCCCCAAUCUCCAAAAAAUCUGAAAGCUGAAAAUGUGUCAGUUUCCCCUCCUUCAGAUUCUGAUAAGAAUCUUGCACUGCCACUACCUCCACCCCCACCACCUCCGCCUCCACCUCCUAUGGCACCAAGUACACGCUUCCUACCUUUGCGAACAUCUUCCUCCUCUACCAGAAUUACAUCUAAAGGUACAUGUUCAUCUCCAAUGUCAAGUAUAUCAUCUCCUAGGAAGUCAGAUUCUUCUUCAGGAUCAAACCAUAACCAGGCACCUCGGAGUAACUUGUCUUCAUCCCCCAAGAAAUCUCCCAAUACCUUACGAGCUCCAUCAAGCAUCCCUAUUCCACCAUGUCCACCUCCAUUUAUGCCAGGAAAUAGUAGCUCCACCAAAGGCCCACCUCCUCCACCAUGCCCACCUCCAUUUUUGCUAGGAAAUAGUAGCUCUGCCAAAGGCUCACCUCCUCUACCAUGCCCACCUCCAUUUCUACAAGCAACUAAUAGUUCUGCCAAAGGACCACCUCCUCCACCACCUCCAUUUAUAAAAGGAAAUAGUAGCUCUACCACAGGUCCACCUCCUCCGCCAUCUCAUCUUCCUCAAUAUGCACCAUUGGGCAAAGAUGGAGCCCCAUUGCCAAAAUUGAAGCCCCUUCAUUGGGACAAAGUUAGAGCUGCACCUGAUCGUAAUAUGGUGUGGGACAAGAUAAGAUCAAGCUCAUUUGAGUUAGAUGAGGAGAUGAUAGAAUCACUUUUUGGAUACAACUUACAUAAUACAAUGAAGAAUGAUGAAGCAAAGAGCAAAAGCCCCUCUCCGAGCAAGCAUGUCCUAGAGCCCAAAAGACUACAGAACUUAACCAUACUCUCAAAAGCUUUGAAUUCAACUCCUGAGCAAGUGUGUGAGGCACUAAUAAGAGGGGAUGGAUUGUCUUUACGACAACUAGAGGCACUCGCAAAGAUGGUACCUACCAAGGAAGAAGAGGCUAAGCUUGCUGAUUACAAGGGAAACAUUAAUGAAUUGGGUUCUGCUGAAAAGUUUGUUAAAGUAGCACUUACAAUCCCAUUUGCCUUUCUAAGAGUUGAAGCAAUGCUUUAUAGAGAAACUUUUGAAGAUGAGGUGGUUCAUCUGAGAAACUCUUUCUCAAUGCUAGAGGAGGCCUGCAAAGAACUCAGGUCAAGUAGGCUUUUUUUAAAAUUACUCGAAGCAGUACUCAAAACAGGCAAUCGUAUGAACGUUGGAACCAUUAGAGGAGGUGCUAGGGCAUUCAAGCUUGAUGCGCUCCUUAAGCUUGCUGAUGUAAAGGGAACAGAUGGAAAAACUACCUUACUCCAUUUUGUAGUCCAAGAAAUAAUUCGAUCAGAGGGCAUUCGAGUAUCAGAUAGCAUUAUGGGAAGGAUCAAUCAGAAGAACAAAAGCAAAACAGUUGAAGAGCGGGAAGAAGAUUACAGAAGAAUGGGUUUAGACCUUGUGUCCGGUCUAAGUACAGAACUGUACAAUGUCAAGAAAACAGCUACAAUUGACCUGGACGUUCUUGCAAGCUCAGUCUCCAAUCUGAAAGACGGAAUGGCUAGACUGCAACAACUAGUACACAAAGACUUGACCACAGACGACACGAGUGGAAACUUUGUGCAUUCAAUGAAAACCUUCCUAAACUAUGCACAAAGGAAUCUAAAACAAUUACAAGAGGAUGAAGAUAGAGUCCUACUACAUGUUAGACAAAUUACUGAGUACUUUCAUGGAGAUGUGAGCAAGGAAGAAGCCAACCCACUCCGCAUAUUUGUGAUUGUGAGAGACUUUCUGGGGAUGUUAGACUAUGUCUGCAAGGAACUUAGGAGCAUGAAAGUAACUAACAGUCACAACCCUCUUGCCCCAUUUCGGUAGAUUGGAUUGCUUGUCUGUGUAGGAGGGUGUCAUCCAUUCACCAAAAAAAAAUGUUCUUGAUUUUGAUUUUUUAAUGUAGAGUUUUGUCUUGUUUAGAUUCAAUUACCUAGCAAUCCCUAGUAGCUGGGAUUAAGGAUUUGAUUUAGAUUCAAUUGAUUGCUUGGAGGAUUUGUAAUAACACAAUUAACUACAUUAUUAAUCAGAUGCGCAUAAAUCAAAAGUUCUCCAUA